ACGUGUAUCUCUCUAUAUAUCAAUGAAAGCAACUUUAGCAACUUUAGAAAUAAUCAUCAAAUCAAAUUUGUGGUUAAACACUCACACUCUAUUUCAUCACCGUCUACCACUGUCUUGCCUUUAACCACCUUCACCACCGACACUUACAUCACAUUCUCCUCUCACCGACAACAUAACGACACCAAUAACGGACUCUCGUAACCGCUGCCACGUGGCAUCUUCAAAAUGAUCACCGCUUACAACGGACGCUCCGCCUCCGGUGGAACCCGUACUCUGGUGGUUGGUGUCAAGAUGGAAGAAGAAUCACACUGUCACUGCUCGGAGUUACUGACUUGGGCGUUAGUUAACGUCGCUCAACCCGGUGAUCUUAUCGUUGCUCUUCAUGUUCUUCCAAAUCAUGAGACUGUGAAUAGAGAUGGGAAAUCUUCUUUGUUUUCUCUUGUUAAAGCAUUUGAUUCUGUUCUUUCUGGUUAUGAAGGAUUCUGUAAUUUGAAACAGGUGGAUCUGAAGCUUAAGAUUUGCCGGGGUUCAUCGGUGAGGAGAAUUUUGGUUAGAGAAGCAAAUGAAUAUUGUGCGACUCAUGUUAUACUUGGAACACCGCGAGGUUUUAGUAAAAUUAGGCCAUCUAUUUCUAUAGUUAGGUAUUGUGCUAAGAAGCUAUCUAAGGAUUGUUGGGUUUUUGGUGUUGAUAAUGGAAAGGUUGUGUUCAAGAGAGAUGGAUCAUCGUCUACAAAUUGCGCCAAUUUAAAAGGACAUCAAGUUGGGUUGCUUGGUUCGAUUCAAUGGAAAUUUGGCAAGAGUUCAAAAGUACUGAAUGAUGAUAUGCAAUAUUCGAUAUUGUCGGAUUCAUCUUGCUACCAAGCUGCAGAUCAAGAGUUGUAUGGCAGCGGUGAUAGGGAGAACGAGAAGAACUCAUUGGCUAUGGUGCCUGUAAAGGUAACUGAUGCUGGUUUGAGUAUGAAAACUUUGCAUUACAGAGAGGUGGCUGAUUCGAAACCUGGUUGGCCACUACUACAUAGCAGAAUUUCAUUGUCAGACAGGAGAAAUUCUGAAAGAUCGUCGUUUCCUCAGAUUUCUGUGGUUCAAUGGGCAAUGCAGUUGCCCGCUAGAGAUCUUUCCUAUGAUAAAGAUCAGUUUUUGGGUCUAGAUAGCAGAAGUGGGGCUCUUGUUCCGGUGGAUGCUGAAAUAGGGACGAUUGCUUCACCAGAACGCAAAUCCGUAAAUGUUCCUAAAGAAUUGGUGGGGCUUCAUGAGAAAUACUCAUCUUCUUGUAGAUUGUUUAAGUACGAAGAACUUGUAUCGGCAACGUCAAAUUUCUUGCCUGAAAAUUUGAUCGGAAAAGGAGGAAGUAGUGAGGUUUAUAGAGGCUGUCUUCCUGAUGGAAAGGAAGUUGCUGUUAAGAUCUUAAAGCCUUCUGACGAUGUUUUGAAGGAGUUUGUUUUAGAGAUAGAAAUUAUCACUACUUUGCAUCACAUAAACAUCAUUUCCCUCGUUGGAUUCUGCUUUGAAGAUGACAAUCUUCUUUUGGUCUAUGAUUUCUUAUCAAGAGGGAGCCUUGAACAUAACCUUCAUGGUAGUAAGAAAAGUCUACUCGAGUUCGGUUGGACUGAGAGAUAUAAAGUGGCACUGGGUGUUGCCAACGCGUUGGAGUAUCUGCAUAAUAAUGGUGACAAAACUGUGAUCCAUCGCGAUGUAAAAUCAUCAAAUGUGUUAUUAUCCGAGGAUUUUGAGCCUCAGCUGUCUGACUUUGGACUUGCUAAAUGGGCAUCAUCCUCAUCAUCAUACACAACCUGCACUGAUGUUGCCGGAACUUUUGGUUACUUGGCUCCUGAAUACUUCAUGUAUGGUAAAGUAAAUGAUAAGAUUGAUGUCUAUGCAUUUGGGGUGGUGCUUCUUGAGCUUCUCUCGGGGAGAAAGCCUAUAAGUGGUGAUUAUCCUAAGGGUCAAGAGAGCCUUGUCAUGUGGGCAAGUCCGAUUCUGAAUAGUGGGAAGCUGUCGCAAUUGUUGGAUCCUAGUUUGGGUGAUAACUAUGAUCAUGAAAAGAUAGAAAGAAUGGUCUUAGCAGCUACACUUUGUAUCAGACGUGCUCCAGGAGCUAGGCCUCAAAUGAGCCUUAUCUCAAAGGUUCUUAAAGGUGAUGCUGUAGUAAUGAAGUGGGCAAGGUUAGAAAUUAAUGCAUUGAAAGCUUCAGAGUUGCUUGAUGAAGAAGCUUCUCCAACUUCUAACUUACGGUCACACCUAAAUCUUGCACUGCUUGAUGUGGAGGACGACGCACUCUCCUUGUGGAGUGUUGAUCAAAAUGUCUCUUUAGAGGACUACUUGAGAGGCAGGUGGAGCCGUUCAUCUAGCUUUGAUUGAUCUAACUCCUCGCAAAGUGCUAGAAGAAACUUCAUUUUAUUUCAUCUAAAUUUUGUGUGUAUGUGUGCUGUGUAUAUGUGUAUAUUCUACCACGGUGUUCGAGUCUAGCAGGAAAGACUAGUUUGUUAUAAUGGAACAAAUCAAAGUUCGAAUCCAGACUGAAAGAGGUGCAAGUAUUUAAUGUUCGACAAUGUCACGAACAAAAUUACCUCAAAAGGAAGGAACUUAUGGGAAACUAAUAAUUAGAGGUGUACACAUGUAGUAUGGGAUGAUCUCUCAAAUAAGAUUGCCUCUGGUAAAAUAACAUGUGAAAAACCAAUAUAGAGAGAGUCUGUUGUUCUGCACAAAUUCAUUGAUGGGUUUGGAAGAGAGGUUGUUUGUGAGUGUCCUCCUCCUUCCCUUCAUCCGGGAAACUAUCCCCUUGUAAUUUGUAAUCUAUGUAAUCUAUCAUUGAUCUCAAGUUGGUUGUGUUA
Messenger RNA from Lathyrus oleraceus (garden pea), 2831 nucleotides. Its product is annotated as protein kinase STUNTED. NCBI's taxonomy places the organism in Eukaryota, Viridiplantae, Streptophyta, Magnoliopsida, Fabales, Fabaceae. Gene Ontology annotation, biological process: protein phosphorylation. Gene Ontology annotation, molecular function: protein kinase activity; ATP binding. The record is from RefSeq and is a predicted model, not a curated record. The coding region runs from base 226 to 2358 and encodes 710 amino acids. The transcript has 10 exons.